AGAAAAGGUAUGCAAAGUUAGAACCGGAAGUCCUUUUUUUUCUGGCUCACGCUGUUGAGGAAACCUGCAGUUCACAGGCACUUUAGCUAUUUCCUCCUGGAGUCUGAAGUAUACCAGAGAUGAAAAAACAAGACGCUGAUGAGUCUGCCACCCAGGGCGGUGAGGACUCUCCACCUACAGCAGGAGGGAUGGAGUCGCCUGCAGCUGCAAAAGACAGUUCGGACAGCAACAGCCCCAAAGAGUCUGAACCACAGACACCACAGACAGACACACCCCCGCAAGGCGAAGAGGCAGCAAGUGAAGUUGCAGAAGCAUCACUGUCUCAGUGUGACAUGGCUGAGGAGCUAAGCCGGCAGCUAGAGGACAUCCUCAGCACCUACUGCCGGGAAACCAUUUCAGACGACUCUAGCACCCUGCCCAAUGGCCAGUCACACAGGCUAGAGCUCAAUGGUCUGACCAAUGAGAGGGAAGACGACAAGCCAGAGGAGGGCAAAGUCAAUGGAGGUGACAAUGGGGUGGAGAAGGAGCAGAAAAAGACUCAGGAGAAGAAGAAGGUGAAGGGUCUGGGUAAGGAGAUCACCCUCCUGAUGCAGACUCUGAACACACUGAGCACACCAGAGGAAAAGCUUGCAGGCCUCUGUAAGAAGUAUGCUGAACUGCUGGAAGAGCACCGGAACACCCAGAAGCAGAUGAGAGUGCUGCAGAAGAAGCAGAGCCAGCUGGUCCAGGAGAAAGACAACCUGAGGAACGAACACAGCAAGGCCAUCCUGGCUCGCAGCAAGCUGGAGAGCCUCUGCAGGGAGCUGCAAAGACACAACCGCACACUCAAGGAGGAAGGGAUGCAAAGAACGCGUCUGGAGGAGGAGAAAAGGAAGGAGGUGACCUCUCAUUUCCAGGUGACACUAAACGACAUCCAGACUCAGAUGGAGCAGCACAAUGAAAGAAACGCCAGCCUCCGGCAGGAGAACACUGAGCUGGCUGAGAAACUGAAGAAGCUGUAUGAACAGUACAAACUACGGGAAGAGCAUAUAGACAAAGUGGUGAAGCACAAAGACCUGCAGCAACAGCUGGUGGACGCCAAGCUGCACCAGGCCCAGGAGCUGCUGAAGGAAUCGGAGGAACGCCACGACAGAGAGAAAGACUUUCUGCUGAAAGAAGCUGUGGAGUCUCAAAGGAUGUGUGAGCUGAUGAAGCAGCAGGAAGUUCACCUCAAACAGCAGCUGUCACUGUACACAGAGAAGUUUGAAGAGUUCCAGACCACUUUGUCCAAGAGCAAUGAAGUCUUCACCACUUUCAAACAGGAGAUGGAGAAGAUGACUAAAAAGAUCAAAAAGCUGGAGAAGGAGACAGCCAUGUAUCGCUCCAGGUGGGAGAGCAGCAACAAGGCUCUUCUGGAGAUGGCAGAGGAGAAAGCUGUGCGGGACCGGGAGUUCGAGGCACUUCAGGGUAAAGUCCAGCGGCUGGAGAAGCUGCGGCGGGCGCUCAAAGUCGAACGGAACGAGCUCAACAAGAAGGUCCAGAACCUCAGCGGUCAGCAAAGUGGCACCACAAGAGCCCCGACAUCUGACCCAGGGACUGACUCCCCCUCUCCCCCACCUACAGACUCUCUGCUGGAGCCCAGCACCUGUCCUGUCCCAGACACCACCCCCUGCUCCCACCCCUGCCACUGUGACCCAGAACUGGAAACAGACCCCCUGCUAGUAAAGGCAAACACUCAGCCCGUCACCGCGCAGGAAUGAAGCGACGCUGCUCACAGGUCUCCUCUCUCCCCUCCAGCAUCAAGCCACCAAAAGAUAUGCCACCAGCCUGCAAGCCACUAAAUCCUCUGCUGGAAGAAGCUGACUUUAUACACUGGUCCAGGAGCAGAUCAGAAAGUCACACAUUUUUUAUAUUUUUAGGCAGAGUAUCUGAUCAGCAUUUAAUGGAAGGAUUAACUUGUUUCCUCCCAAGUCAACACAUUUACAUGCACAUCAUAAGGCGGUUACUGUGAAUAACUUGGUUAAGAUAAUAGUUUGAUUAAAGCAUUUACAUGCUAUAAACCAAUUUCCCACUAUAAUCAGAUUUUCAUGAUUAUUCUGUUAGUCAGGUUAAUUUCCACUCUGUUUGGCAGCCUACAGGAAACAUCUUACCAGCCACACAAAGAAAGAAAGACCAAGGUAUUUUUUAGCGAUUCCUUUUUUGAAUUGAUAAAUGAUUUUAUUUACUAGUUAGAUAAUGAAAGCCAUUUGCUGACGCCCUGAAAAAAAAAGGUCCCAGACUUCCAUUCCCAGAUAUCAUACUUACAAUGUAUGAAUAUGACAGUAAUUUAGGAGAUUGAUAAGUUAUCCAGAUCUGUUACUCGUGCCCCAUCCUAACCCUUAUCUUGACUAAGACAACACAGUUUUCAUGGUGGAUUAUUAGUGUGUAUGUAAAUGUACUGACUGCCUCUGCGUUAAGCUGUUUUACUACCUACAUUCCCUUAUGACUUGCAUCACACAUGCAACUGCUUGACAAGAUAAAUAACAGUGCAGUUUGGGAUGACACAAGCCUAACAGGUAUAUGGCAAGAGGAGUCAUCAGAGGUUGAAUGAUUUGAAUGUGUGUUUGUGUUUGUGUGGUUGUUACCACUCAGUUUGUCUCAUUUGCAUCAUGAACGACGAUGCGUUUGGAAGGGGUUUGAUUCAUAGCUUGCAGUACUCUAAAGGCCACUUUUAGUAACUUCAUGUUUUUCUUUCAGGUGAAGUCGUAACAGAGAUGUCAAACAAAUCACAUCUUAACAACGCUUUACAGUAUCUGUUUUCUCCAGAGUUUUCGGUUCUUGCUUGUAGACCAUUUUAGGGAAAAGUUCUUUUGUUCUCUUCUGUGUCACACUGCUCCCUUUGCAGGGUUUGAUUUUGUGGUCUGUAUUUAUUGUUUCAAGCAUAGUCUCUGAUAUUGAAAUUUAUCUAUAUUACAGAGCACCACUGUAAAAAUAAAUGUUUGUUUUUUUAUUAAUUUAGACAGUUUAUAAAGGUACAUUUAUCACCAACUUUUCAUUCCUUAACUUUCUGGGUUCAGUUGCCCUUAAUUUUGUCUUUUCGUGUUUUUCAGCCUGCUUAUAACCUUGUAAUGACGACCAUUUAAACCUUGUUAAACUCCCAUCUUUCUGUUUUGGUUGGGUGGGUUGGGGAGAAUUACAUGGCUAUGUGGCUAAGAUUGUAUCCUCCCAGCCCUGGUAAUUGCAGUAGCUUUUAAUCAGGUUUUAACAAGAGAAUGUUCAAGAACCUCUAUGCAAUGCUUGCCUCUUGGUUUUAUUUUGUGGCAGUCUGAACUGACGAGCACUUAACUGAGAAUGUACAUUCAUUAUAUCCACUGUCCCACAUGGAUAUACUGUGUAAACAGACAACAUAUCUCACAGCGGAACCUUUUUUUUUUUUUGCUUAAGUUUGAACCCUGUUUGUUGAGCUACUCUCAGUUGUUGUUUGACAAUGAGCGUAAUAUUUUGCAUCUUCCUGAUGCUUUUAAAAAUGAGAGAAAUCAUUAAUGGACUUCUGAGUUGUAGUUUCACUCCAAAAUAUAUCCAUUUCUCUUCAGACACUCACAUAUUACUUAAUAUGUAGCAUCUAUAACAAGGUGACAACUGAUAUUUCAAACUUAAAUAGAAAUGGCAAACCUAAUUUCUUCCAUUGUCCCACAGGACAGAUUCAUUGUAUCUCCAGUCCCGUGUCGGAGAUGGAGGUUCAUUGACCAUCAGAAGGAACCAAAGAUGUUUCCUUUUUUUGUCUUUUGCAGUACUUUUAUCUGGCUGUGUAUAUUUUGUUUCCUGUUAAAUAAAAGAUGUAACAGUG
Xiphias gladius (swordfish) is the source of this 3805-nucleotide messenger RNA. It is a transcript of the gene txlna, whose product is annotated as taxilin alpha. Gene Ontology annotation, molecular function: syntaxin binding. NCBI's taxonomy places the organism in Eukaryota, Metazoa, Chordata, Actinopteri, Istiophoriformes, Xiphiidae. Bases 120 to 1739 code for a protein of 539 amino acids. The transcript has 11 exons. The record is from RefSeq and is a predicted model, not a curated record.